UCAGACAGCUAAUAUUUGGAGUUCAUGAAAAUUCGGUGGUAUUAUAUUUAUUUCCCACACGAAACCGUGGGCUUGCCUUGGAAACAAACAUAAAAACAGGAGAAGAGUAUGUACUUUCCUUUCUAAUGUUAAUAAUCGCGUCAAAUUUCUGGGUUUUUCUUCCCUCGACUUCAUCAAAAUCUCAGCUCUGUCCUUCACCGCCUUCCUCCCCUCCCCCCACUAUUUCUACCCUUACAAUCUUUUCCUCCUCGUCGUGAAUCGCGAUUUGUAAUUACGGAUUUAGCAAUCGAACGAAGAGAGAGAAUAGGCUUGAAGUUUCGAGUAUUAUCAGACCGUUUGAUCUUUAAUCGAGCGACUUGGACGGUUCGACUCGGUUAGUCAUAUCGAAGCAGUUGCCGAAAUCGAUAAUUAUUUAGACAAAUCAAUGAUAAAUUCAAUGAGCUGGAACCAACCGUAUGUUUUGGAUUCUUCAAGGAGGUCCUGGAAUUUGCUUACCUGGAGUUAUUAUGUUUUGUAGUGUCAAUAUUGCCCUUAUAUAGUGCGUGCUGAUAGGCGAGUGUGCGGGGAUUUUUUAGUAAUUUCUGGUUAAGGAUACACGUGGACUUGUUGUCGUAUUCCAAAAUUUCCAAGAUUUACAACUCAUUAAAGGUUACGGAGUAUGGUUUUUAUUGACAAUAAUACCCUAGGAAAAAGUAUAAAUUUCCAUUGGUGGACCGCAUACUUCCUGGAGUCUUUAUGUUUCUUGAGCAAGCAGUCAGAGGGUAAAUUGGACAGUUCAUAAAACUGUUAAUGUGAAUAUCUUAGCAACCGACUAAUGCUAAAUAUUUAAUGAUGUAUUAUUUGUCGAAUAAAUUACGUCGAGUUUUAGGAUCUGUGCUGAGUGCCUCAUCGAUUUGUUUCAACGAAAACUAGAAAAUUUCAAAACCCUAACCCCCGUUUUCGUGUGUAGAAACAAGAGAUUGAAGAUGGGUUCUGAACAGAACGAGGGUACAAGCUUUCCUCCCUCUGAGCCAAUUCUCUGCGCUAAUGGGUGUGGCUUUUUUGGGACGGCGGCCAACAUGAAUCUUUGCUCCAAGUGCUACCGCGACGUUCGCGUCAAGGAAGAUCAAGCUGCCUCAGCCAAGGCGGCGAUGGAGAAGACUCUCAGUAUGAAAUCCAAGAAAGUGGAUCUUAUUGCUGAUACCCGUGAUGUGGCGGCGGCUCCUAAUCUUUCUGAUCAUGUGGCGGUCAAUGUGUCAUCAUCUUCGUUAUCUGAGCCUCCGGUGGCUGGAGGUGAUCAGGCUCAUCCCAAAGCGGCAAACAGGUGCUUUAGCUGCAAUAAAAAGGUUGGCUUGACUGCAUUUAAGUGCAAGUGCGGGAGCACGUUCUGUGGGUCUCAUCGGUACCCAGAGAAUCAUGACUGCUCGUUCGAUUUCAAGGGCGCUGGCCGGAAUGCGAUCGCAAAGGCGAAUCCUGUUGUUAAAGCUGACAAGGUGGAGAGGAUCUGAUAUUCUCUUGAUUGGCAAUUUGGAAUUCUUAAUGGGAUCUUGAUUUUCUUUUUUAGAUUAAUUAUAGAUUAUUAGUGUUAGUGGGUCAAAGGGUUGUGUUUAAUGUUGGUUUGGUUAGCCUUUUUGGAUGUUGGGAUUGGGGAGCACUGGCUGGAUUGGAUGAUUGCAUUGAGAGUUGGGAAGGUUGAUUCCAUAAUAAAAUGGAUCACUUGGAUUGUUUGCUUUCGAAUUGCAUUUAAGCUUUCCUUUUUCAGUGCUGAUAAGAAUCUUUACCA
This is a messenger RNA of Manihot esculenta (cassava), 1762 nucleotides long. RefSeq names its product zinc finger A20 and AN1 domain-containing stress-associated protein 1. NCBI's taxonomy places the organism in Eukaryota, Viridiplantae, Streptophyta, Magnoliopsida, Malpighiales, Euphorbiaceae. The record is from RefSeq and is a predicted model, not a curated record. The coding region runs from base 966 to 1487 and encodes 173 amino acids. The transcript has 2 exons. Gene Ontology annotation, molecular function: DNA binding; zinc ion binding. Gene Ontology annotation, biological process: proteasome-mediated ubiquitin-dependent protein catabolic process.